AUGCGUUUCUCAAACUUCUUCGUCUCAGCCUCUCUGGGGAACUUGGCUCUCGGCGCAGCCUUCUCUACUGGGAGACUCGAGAGUCGGAAACAAGGCACUGGAACUGAUUGUUCUCUAAGCCAGACUGCCGCGAGUGCUCCUCACAAGAACUUCUGGGGUAGUCUGACUACCCAGGAGACUAAGGAUGUCCUCGCUCUUCUGCAUAGCAAUGCGACGGGCUUCAACUUGACUGCUGCAGAGACUGCAGGAAGCCGAGACAACAAGAUCAUGUCAGUUGAGCUCAUGAUGCCCAACAAGACCGAUGUCCUCCCCUUCCUCUCCAACAGUACCGGCAGCCCAGAGCGUUAUGCCCUAGCCGCAAUUAUGUUUGGCGCAGUUGAGAGUGCCUACGUUCAAGAGUUCAAGGUUGGCCCUUUGCCUAUCACCAACGCCUCGUAUGUUAUGCCGUACACCUUCACAAACACAAGGGGUGGUGAUGGUAAGAUCCCAAUCGUCAAUCCUGAUGCUGAGGAUUAUGGCAACUUCAAUCUUGAGGUCAUGAAGAGCGCAGAGGACGUGACGAAACGGCUCUGGAACCUAACCGUCGCGGAUGGACUGCAGAUCCCGCUUGCUUUCGCAGCUCCCCUCACAGUUACAGAGGACAAGGUCAUCAUGUGGCAGGGCUUCAAUGCACCUGUCACCAGCAUCUACGACACAAUCUCCCUACUCCCUCUAGGUCUGUAUAUGAGAACAGACAUCACAGGUCGUGAUCCCAGCAAGUGGAAAGUGACAGGUUGGGUGUACAACAAUGAGUUCUACAAAGACCUCGAUGCAUUCCGCAAAGUCAUUGCCGAGCCUGAUUUCAAACCCCUGGGAGCCAACCUGGACCAGCCUUGGGCACAUACUAACAAGCAUGGCGAUGCUCUCCCCCUGGAUGAUGAGGCUCCACCGGCUUCUGUUCAGUCUGGAAAGGAGAGGUUUGUUGUUGAUGAGGAGGAGAGCUACGUUUCGUGGAUGGACUUUUCAUUCUAUGUUAGCAUUACACGAGAUAAUGGUUUGAGACUUUACGACAUCCGAUAUAAGGGCAAGAGGAUCAUGUAUGAGCUUGGACUUGAUGAGGCUAUUGCCCAUUAUGCUGGCAUUGAUCCCGUUCAAUCUGGAACCUGCUACUUCGACAGCAUGUCUGGCUUUGGACCUACCAUGAUCUCUCUCGUCAAGGGCUACGACUGCCCCUCAUACUCUCACUACCUCAACGUCACAGCGACUACAGGCGAGACUACCUUUACCCAGAAGGAUGGCCUCUGCAUGUUCGAGAUCGAUAAGGGUUUCCCCAUCCAACGCCACUCCUGGGCCGGCCACACCACUGUGACUAAGAACAUCGCCUUCAAUGUCCGUGCCAUCUACACCAUCGGAAACUAUGACUACAUGACCACCUACCAGUUCCACCUCGACGGGUCCAUCGAAGUCGACGUCCGGGCAUCAGGAUACAUCUCAUCUGCGUUCUACGCUGAGAACGAAGACUACGGCUUCAAGAUCCACGAUAGUCUUUCUGGGUCUCUACAUGAUCAUGUCAUUACCUUCAAGGCCGAUUUCGAUAUCUUGGGCGAGAAGAAUUCGUUGCAGAAGGUUGCUAUUGAGCCUACGGUUGAGAAGUAUAAGUGGUCAGAUGGUGAGACGCGUAGCACUAUGAAGGCUGUUAAGAGCUUCAUCAAGAAUGAAGAUGAUGGCAAGAUCAACUGGUCGCCCAAUGGUGGGGCUAUGUAUGCCGUCGUCAACAAGGAUGAGAAGAACCCUUACGGUGAGAACCCAGGAUACAGGAUCGUACCAGCAUCUGGCGUGGCGUACCUCACCGUUCAGGACUCCUCCGUCACCAAGAACGCAGCCCACCAUACAACCCAUCAUCUCUACGUUACCCGCCAAAAGGACAACGAGACCUACGCGGCUGGGGCAUACAACUCUCUCACCCCCGAAGAUCCGCAGGUUGACUUUGACAAGUACUUCAACGGCGAGUCCCUCGACCAAGAGGAUAUUGUCGUUUGGUUCAACCUCGGAAUGCACCAUAUGCCUCAUACAGGCGAUCUCCCCAACACAGUCUUCUCCACCGCGCACUCAUCCAUGUUGAUUGAGCCGCUAAACUAUCUCCUCGGUGAUCCGUCGCUGGCUAGCUCGCAGCAGGUUCUCAUCAAGACCACGGAUAGCAAGCCUGAGAUUACGAGAUAUGGGGCUAAAGAGGCGACGUGCCCGGUUGAUCUGGCGCAACUUAACCCUGAUCUGUCGAGCUACUCCAACAGCAUCAGUGUUCUGAAGUAUCCCUUCGAUGGAUCAAAGCCGGAUCGUGCUUAG
Molecule: messenger RNA, 2322 nt
Organism: Fusarium proliferatum ET1
Lineage: Eukaryota; Fungi; Ascomycota; Sordariomycetes; Hypocreales; Nectriaceae
Exons: 14
Coding region: 1-2322 (773 amino acids)
Biological process (GO): amine metabolic process
Cellular component (GO): plasma membrane
Molecular function (GO): primary methylamine oxidase activity; quinone binding; copper ion binding
Source: RefSeq, a predicted model, not a curated record